Molecule: messenger RNA, 639 nt
Organism: Aureococcus anophagefferens
Lineage: Eukaryota; Pelagophyceae; Pelagomonadales; Pelagomonadaceae
Exons: 2
Source: RefSeq, a predicted model, not a curated record
UUGGCGCUGCUCGUCGCCGGAGCAUCGGCCCAGUGCCACAACAACUGCAACCAGAAGGGCCUCUGCAACAGCCGGUCGAUCUGCGAGUGCUUCACGGGCUACGCGGGCCCGGACUGCGCCGACCGGAGCUGCCCCUCGGGCCGGGCCUGGUCCGACAUGCCCAACGCGACGGACAGCGCGCACGCGUACGCCGAGUGCUCGAACCGGGGCUACUGCAACCGGAAGACGGGCUUCUGCGACUGCGACGCCCUCUUCGGCGGCUUCGCGUGCGACCGCCUACAGUGCGCGACGAUGUACAGCGAGGCCGAGCCGGACGAGUUCGGCGAGCAGCCCGAGUGCAGCGGCCACGGCCGCUGCAUGAGCGUCGCCGAGGCCGCCGAGUCCUUCGACGGCUUCCACCUGAACCGCAGCGCCCACCGCUACGACCCCCAGGGCGUGCCCUACGAUUUGUGGGACGCGGACAUGAUCUACGGCUGCGUCUGCGACCCGGGCUUCGAGUCCUUCGACUGCUCCAAGCUCACCUGCGACGUGGGCGACGACCGGCGCACGUACCGCAAGGGCACGAAGGACGACUACGUCUGCUCGCUCCACGGCGAGUGCGACUACGACACGGGCACCUGCGACUGCUUCGCGCCCUAC